AGUCCUUUGUUUCUCUUUCUGAUGCACUUGCCAAUAAAUUAAACAAAGAAAUUGAGCCUUUACUUUCAACAUUAUCGAGAUAUUCUUCUUCUUCUUCAGGGACUCACCAUUUUUCUUCUCCUUCAAUUCUUCACCAUGGAUCGUGUCAGCCAUAGGGGUUCACGGUUUCUUCUCGAUGCGUCUCCGCUGUUAGAGUUGGAGUUCCAACCUACCAUGGAUCCUGUCAUCAAUUGGGUUUCAAACUUUCUUCACAGUCUUCAGCAUUGCAUGGAUCCUGUCAUCAACUGGGUUUUAAACUUUCUUCACAGUCUUCAGCAUUGCAUGGAUCCUGUCAUCAACUGGCUCAUGUCCCUGAUAAGUUGCUUAGCGACAAAGAUUAAUCAAAUACUUGAAAAAUUCACUGGGCAUCAAUUUAACGUUAAGACUGACGCUUGUGAUGAAAUUUCAUUGGGUGGAGAAUGGUUGUUGUAUGUUGCUAUUGCUGUUGUUGUAGCACUGGCAGCUAUUCCUGUUGUCUGGUUGCUUUGGAAGGUGGUUUUUGGUGUUGUUUGGUUGCUUUGGAAGCUGAUUUCUGGUGUUGUUUUGUUGCUAUGGAACGUGAUUUCUAUUUUUGUAUUGGGUCUUUGGAACGUGAUAAGGAAGAUUUUCUGUUGUUGUUGUGAAAGAGGGAAGACAAUGAAGGCUCCAGGGAGGAAUAUUCGCAUUUAUAGAGAUGAUUUUGAACGUAGCCCUAAGAACUACUUCCGUAACUUGCGCAGAGACCAACGUAACUGGCGCAAUAAUCAACCUCAUACGAUUUUGGUUUGAAAUCUCAAACGUGUAAAUCCACGUCAAACUAGAAGCACCUUUCAGUUGCUUCUGGUGAAACUCAUGAAAAAAUGAACGUCGUGCUGUUUUAUUAUAUUAAAGCUUGUCUGUGUUUGUGUAUAUGGUGCAUGUUUGACGUGAUUUCGGUAGAUAUGGUUUGAACAAAUGGUUACAAAGAUUCUGUUAUUUGUGUUGCACUACAUGGAUGAGAUUGAAGUGUAGUUUAUAUGAAUGCAACAGUCCAUGUUAUUUGAUGAGA
Messenger RNA from Glycine soja, 1066 nucleotides. RefSeq lists its product as uncharacterized. The record is from RefSeq and is a predicted model, not a curated record. Lineage: Eukaryota; Viridiplantae; Streptophyta; Magnoliopsida; Fabales; Fabaceae. The transcript is spliced from 5 exons. The coding region runs from base 136 to 807 and encodes 223 amino acids.